This is a messenger RNA of Danio rerio (zebrafish), 2504 nucleotides long. NCBI's taxonomy places the organism in Eukaryota, Metazoa, Chordata, Actinopteri, Cypriniformes, Danionidae. The record is from RefSeq and is a predicted model, not a curated record.
AAUAAUAAACAGCCCUGUAUUUGUGACACAUUCACCCGUAUGACUCCAAUAUCCUGCGCAUUUUUCUAAAAUAUAGUCAUUAUUAUUACUUUAAAGACAACUUUAUUUUAUCAAUGUUAACAACUUACAUGUUAACCCAUAACUUACAGCUGAACGAUUCUGCAGAACCCCCGAGUCAAAAGGGAACGUGCAGUCCAGCAUGAUUCAGUUUUACCGUAAACCACCAAAUACACACGGAUCCAUGAAGUCGUGCCAAUUUCAGACGUCAAAUGCUUACAUCAGAGACAAAUAGAAACACCCUUUAUCUGACAUAAAGAGUCGCUUGUUUUUAAUAUGGAGGCGGAUAUUUUCGUCAAGUAAGGACUAGAUGAGAUUAUGUUCGUUUGCGAUGUGCUUGGGAAUGCGGAUGCGCAGCUAUCAGAAGGGUUGCGGGUGCGUGUGGAAAGUGUCGAGAAGGGUCUUCUGUACGUGGCAGCCACUAAAGAAUCACUGCAAGACCAUCUGAAACAUAGCGGACGAGUGUUUAUUAAACUCCUGUAGUAGAGCUGUCCCCUCACAUGGUCCUUUCAAACCAAAAUUAAUAAUAAAUUUGAGCCGUUUUUACAUUAAGGUUUUUCUCAACCAUGGCGGCAUUUCUGGUGUUUCUGCUGUCGACUCUGAGCUUCUCUUCUCCCACGCGUGCAGAAAUCUUUACCUCAAUUGGCCAAAUGACCAACCUCAUAUUCACCGAGCGGGAACUUGUCCAGUCCCUGAAAGAAUACAUUCAAGCAGAGGAGCAGAAGCUUGAAACUGUCAGGAGCUGGGCUAAUAAACUGGAUAAGUUGACGCGUACAUCCACAUCAGAUCCUGAAGGCUUCCUGGCUCACCCGGUGAACGCUUAUAAACUGAUGAAGAGACUCAACACAGAGUGGUCCGAGUUAGAGAGCCUGGUGCUUCAGGACCCGUCUGAUGGCUUCAUCUCCAACAUGUCGGUGCACAGACAGUAUUUCCCAGAUGAGGAGGAUGAGAAGGGAGCAGCCAAAGCUCUUCUGCGUCUGCAGGACACCUAUAAACUGGACGCAGAGAGUUUCUCCAAAGGCAAACUGCCAGGUCAGAGGCAGCACUCGGGAGUGCGUUACAAUGCUCUGCUGACGGUGGACGACUGCUUCGACAUGGGGAAAAUGGCCUACAACGACAACGACUACUAUCAUUCAGUGCUGUGGAUGCAGCAGUCGCUCAGACAGAUGGACUCUGGAGAAGAAGCCAAAACACCGAAAGCAGAUGUGCUGGAUUAUCUCAGUUACUCUGUCUAUCAGAUGGGGGAUCUGCCACGAGCCAUCGAGCUUACCAGACGCCUGCUAGCCAUCGACCCGAGCCACCAGAGGGCAGGAGGCAACCUGCGCUACUUUGAGCGUCUGCUGUCUAAAGAGCUGCAAGACUCAGGGCAGACCCAGCCGGAGCCUGCAGACGAGAGACCCAUUCAACUGGACACGUACCAGCGGCCUAAAGACUACCUUCCUGAGAGAGAGGCGUACGAAGCCCUGUGCCGGGGGGAGGGCGUCAAAAUGACUACUAAGAGGCAGAGCCGGCUGUUCUGUCGCUAUCGUGAUGGAAACCGAAAUCCCCGUCUGCUGCUGAAGCCCAUGAAGGAGGAGGAUGAGUGGGACAGUCCUCACAUCGUGCGCUUUCUGGAGGCACUUUCAGAUGAAGAGAUCCAGAAGAUCAAGGAGAUCGCCACACCCAAGCUUGCGAGGGCCACAGUGAGAGAUCCCAAAACAGGAGUUCUGACCGUCGCACAUUAUAGAGUCUCCAAAAGUGCGUGGCUGGAAGGAGAAGAUGACCCAGUGAUCGCACGAGUCAAUCAGAGAAUAGAGGACAUCACUGGGUUAACUGUGGAUACUGCCGAACUACUACAGGUUGCGAACUACGGCGUCGGGGGUCAAUAUGAACCACAUUUUGAUUUCUCCAGGAAAGAUGAACCUGAUGCUUUCAAAUCAUUAGGCACCGGAAAUCGCGUGGCUACUUAUUUAAAUUAUAUGAGUGAUGUUGAAGCCGGCGGAGCGACUGUUUUCCCUGACUUUGGUGCUUCUGUUUGGCCCAGAAAGGGAACAGCAGUGUUCUGGUACAAUCUCUUCAGAAGUGGAGAAGGAGACUACAGGACAAGACAUGCAGCCUGUCCUGUGCUAGUAGGCAGUAAAUGGGUUUCAAACAAGUGGAUCCACGAGCGAGGGCAGGAGUUCAGACGGCCGUGUGGCCUGACAGAAGUGGACUGAUCAGGGAUGAUGAACGCAGUAUAUUACCCACAGUGCCUUGACUCUGCACACACACAGAGAUAAUCACACUCUCCACAUUCAUCCAUACGUGAUGUCCGUGAGGGAUUUCAGGCUUUAUUUUGUGUGUUUGCAUUCUCCAGUCAGGUUCACCCGGGGAAUCGUGUCAUUGUUUAUGUAAUGCUUAAAUUAUUGUCCUGUUCUAGUGUUUAUUUUAUAUUCAUGUAUGAUUUGCAAUAAAAAUAUAGGAAAUUA